AUGGAGGAGGACGACGCGAAGCAAACCCUGUUUAGGCGAAAAACCGCGCAGAGGAACGGGGAGGGGUGCCGAAUGUGCCGAAAGAAAUAUUGGAAGUGCAUUAGCACGUGCUUGACCUGGGAAGCGGUGCUCCUGGUGGUGCACGUAUUAGUUUUUCUCAUCAUAUUCUACAAAUGGGUGAAGGAUGGAAGGUUGGACCAGGUGAAUAAGAAGCUCUUCAGGACCUACAAGAGUGCGGGUCAUUUCCUGCAGGGGGUUUUAUUCGUCUUGCUGAUUGUGCCCUUCAGAUUUAACAAAAGGGUUAUAAAAUGGAUUUUUAACUUUGCCAUGAAAAAUGAGACACCCGCGGAUGAGGGCAGACGGGACGGGUGCCAGGAACCGUAUGGAGAUAUUGAAGAGAACAAACUGGGGAACUACCUCUCCAAUGAGGAGGAGGACGACGCGGGGGGGAGUGAAAGGAACUCGGCCAUGAACACCGCGCUGAGCAGUUUAGAUGAUGAUAAUGGGGGCAGCCUGCCAGUGGGCAACCUUCCUGUGGGCAACCUUCCUGUGGACGACCACUUUGCAGAGACAACCGAGUUGGACGCGGGAAGGAGAGACGGCCACCCCCAGCUCAGCCGAAUCGGCAGUACUACUAACAGUACCAGAGGUGGAAACGGCAUGGGGGGCCACCAGAACGGAAGCGCUGGAAAGAAUACCUCCGGGGAGCGCUCAGCCAUGAACAGGAGAAGGAAGGGGAGCAGCUGCAGCAGUGACAGUCUAAGCGGCGAACACACAAACGGAAGCAUCCCCUUGUGCGAAUCGUUUGUUAACAGUUUGGUCUUCCCAAUCAACACCCCAAAAUAUAGAAGAGAGGAAGUACAGUACUUCUUCCUAUGUGCAAAGUUAUUUUCAAAAAAAAAAAUUUCUUUUCUUUUUUUCCUCAAGUAUGGCUGUUCCUUCAUCCUAAUGGUUGCCUAUCCGCUGUACAAUUUAGUGAAGAGGAAGAUGCUCCACAAAUAUUUUUACUUUACGUCGUAUUAUAUGAAUGCAUUUGACUUCGCAUCGGGUCUACUAGCGGGAUUUCUCUUCGUCUUAGUAUACGGAGUAGUGAAGUUUUUGGCCAACCUCUAUAUGAACAGAAAAAAUGAGAAGUUUCACUUUUACGAGAGCUAUCCCUUUCUGGGGGAUGUGCACUGCCUAUGUGAUGAGAACGUCCGGAUUGUUAUAUAUAAUAACCCUCACCUGAAGGGCAUGGCGGUACAUUACUUUAAUUCUUAUGAGACGUACAGGUGUUUUCUUUUUAUUGGGAUUUUAAUUUUGUUCCUUGUGUGCGUCUGCUCCUUUGCCUUUUCCCUUUCCUCGAUGGGAGCCCCUGCGCCCGUUGCGGGGGGCCGCGUGGAAGUGGGCCUGUGA
Molecule: messenger RNA, 1395 nt
Organism: Plasmodium vivax (malaria parasite P. vivax)
Lineage: Eukaryota; Apicomplexa; Aconoidasida; Haemosporida; Plasmodiidae
Exons: 1
Coding region: 1-1395 (464 amino acids)
Source: RefSeq, a predicted model, not a curated record